Messenger RNA from Cooperia oncophora, 510 nucleotides. Lineage: Eukaryota; Metazoa; Nematoda; Chromadorea; Rhabditida; Trichostrongylidae. The record is from the annotation of a GenBank genome assembly.
AUGGAUCUUCGACAAGUAAAGAUGCUGGGGAUGAUGAAUUCACCCGCGGAUACCGUGGAGUUCUAUGCAGCAAGGAAAAGUACGGAAGAUGGCGCUGACCAAGAGGAUCUGAAGGUGUUCCGAGAAGCCAAACACAAGCGGAGCGUUUCCUAUACUCAAGAUGGGCGCAGGAUGAUUGACGGAAAGAUUGAAGGCGGAGCAGAAACGGCUACGAAUCUUUGGGAAAAAACGUUACGAAUAGGAGCACUCACAACUCACAUGAUUGCCAGCGAUGAUGAUUGUGAAGGGUCGGCUGACAGAAGGAGUACAGAUCAAGCCAAAAGCGAUUGCUCGGAAACACCAGAAUGUGUAAGCCCCGUGGUUGUUUAUGCGAUCAAUAAAAGUCUCGGAGAAGGUCUCAGUGAAGAGAGCAUGAAGGCAUUCACCGAAGUGAAACCCAGGCAAACUGUUACCUAUACUCAAGGUCAGUACAGCCUUGUAAAAAUUACGCAGAAUGUCAGUGCAACAUGA